This is a messenger RNA of Funneliformis mosseae, 2658 nucleotides long. NCBI's taxonomy places the organism in Eukaryota, Fungi, Glomeromycota, Glomeromycetes, Glomerales, Glomeraceae. The record is from the annotation of a GenBank genome assembly.
AUGGAUGAUUACCUUAUCAGAAAAGAGUUAGGAGAUGGUUCAUUUGGCACAGUUAUACAAGCGCAACACAAACAAACAGGACAAGUGGUGGCCAUCAAAAGAAUGAAGAAGAAAUUUUCUUCAUGGGAUAAAGUUUGUGAGCUUCGUGAGUUUAAGGCUCUAAGAGUUUUACCGUCAAAACCAAAUAUCAUUUCUUUACUAGAGGCUUUUCUUAUACCUCAAACGCGAGAGUUAUAUUUUGUUUUUGAGUAUAUGGAAGGUAAUCUUUAUCAAUUAAUAAAAGAUAGGAAAGGAAAAUUGUUGAAUGAAAAAAUUGUACAAUCUAUCACAUUCCAAAUACUUGAAGGACUUUAUCAUAUUCAUUCACACGGAAUUUUUCAUCGUGAUAUGAAGCCGGAAAAUAUUCUUAUCUCAACUCGAAAAAAAAUAACGUGUGAAUGUGACUAUAAUUGUGAAAUACAGGAAAAUUAUUCAACAAUUCCUUCUAAUACUCCAUGUUUUAAAAAUACUUUGACGGACAAUAUAAAAAUUUCCCAGGGAUUAAGUCAAAUAGAUGAAGGCUUUGAGUAUAUAGUAAAACUUGGAGACUUUGGUUUAGCAAGAGAGAUAAAAUCGAAAUCUCCUUAUACAGAUUACGUUAGUACAAGAUGGUAUCGUGCGCCGGAAGUACUUUUACGUUCAAAUUAUUAUUCUUCACCAAUAGAUUUAUGGGCGGUCGGAACCAUAUUAGCAGAAUUGUGUACUUUAAAACCUUUAUUUCCUGGACAAAGUGAAAUAGAUCAACUGUUCAAAAUUUCUGAAGUAUUAGGGAGUCCGAACGUUAAAUCGGAACUUGCUAUGCAAGUUGGUGGGGUUGGUGGAGGAGAAUGGAAGGAAGGUGUUAAACUAGCAAAGACGAUGGGAUUUUCUUUCCCACAGAACCAGCCCCAACCAUUGUCAAGUAGGUUCACUCAGUCAACUCCACCUUAUUUUCUUGAAUUUCUUUCACAUCUUUUGCGUUAUGAUCCAAGGCAGCGUCUCACUGCAUUAGAUUCUCUUAAGCAUCCAUAUUUUGCUGAGAGUAAUUUAGUAUUUGCCGAUGAACCAGAAGAAAUAAGAUUAAACAGGGGAAUAGAGAAAAAGAAGAAAAAUGACAAUUUUUUAUUUAGAAGAGGUGGACAUUUAAUUCCAGGAGAUAAAAAGAACAAUACUCGUUAUUCGUGGACUAAAGCAACAGAUGGACAAAACAAUGAUAAUAAUGGACCAGUAUCGCAAUUGCCACUUUUGGAUAUUGAAGCAGCGAAUAACAUUAGACAAAAAGAUUUUGUACUUCCUACAAUUAAAGCUAUUAGUCCAUUUAGUUCUGAUAAAGCACCUCAUGAUAGCUUUGGAGAAAGAAUUGAAUCUAUAGAACAAAGUAUAGUUAAGGGUCGUCAAGCAAGGGAACAUGAAACAAUAAUAGAGGAAAAAAGUGAGCUUUUAUCAAUAAUUGGGCCUCAUGAACAAUUUUCGGAAGGACAUUUGAUAGAAAACUCUAAACCAAUUCCCAUAAUGUUUAAUAGACAUCGCGGAGAACAACUUUACAAUUGUAAGAAUGAUACAGAUUUUUCUCCAAGACAUCAAUCGAAUCCAAGCAAAUCAUUUCAAUUCCCACAUGUUCAUAAAAGAAAUCGAUCUAACACGACGAGUGAAAUUGAUCGAAUGAUAAAAGAUAUUGAAGAGAUGAAUCGAGGGUUCGAUCCGUCACAAGUUGGUUGUAUUUCACCUAAAACUGUUGAUUUACGAGGAUAUAAACUGCCGGAUGAUGUUAUGAAGUUUUUUGGCACUGUCGACGAUUCGUCUUCUGUUUUAAGGAGAUCUUGUAGUAGUAGAUCAAGAGAUUUCAUGAAAAUCCAUAGACGAUAUUCUUCAACAUCAGCUACACGUGAAGAAAUGUCACCCAUGUCUUUAACUUUUCAACAUCAUAAGGAACCAUCUGUUGCUUCAAGUCAAGAUCAUUCAAGGAAUGAUAGUGGAUUUUCUACUAACAGCACAAAUAAUAUGCCCACACCUUUGGAAGAUGAAAAGGAAACACCAUCAUAUGUGAAUAAAGUUUAUGGGCAACAUUUAAAAACUUGGCAACAAAUAUGUCAAGAAAAUGGAAUAUCAUCUCAUAAUUCCCCCCUUGAUGAUGAUAACUUUAGUUCGAUGAUAAAUGAUUCAUUUAAAUCACCAGUAAUUCCCGAAUUUCAAUUUCUGAAUGUAGCAGUGAAUAGUUCGUCGCAAGAUCAUUUAGAUUCACCAGAUUCAUCACCAACUUCAACAAGUAACAGUUUCUUUUCUAAUUUGAAAGCCGCUGUGAAAUCACAUACAGUUUCUCCUACAAAGCGAUAUGGAAUUUUCAGUUCCAACCAUGAAAAUCUAAGUGGAACAUCAACAUUGCCAACUCAACAGUCAACGCAAGCAUCGUUAAAAUUACGACCACGAAUACAGCGUCGACAAAGAAGUAAUUCUGGUGAUAUAGAAGAAUCGUCAUCAGAAUUAAAACGAACCAAUUUGGUUGGAGGUAUAGGUGGAGAAAAGAAAGAUAAAAAGCUUUCUAGCUCUCCUGGACUAUUUGCCACAUUAGGGGCAAAAAUUGUAGGCGGUAAAGGAGGCGGUUCUGUUAGUUCUACUUAUUCGUCAUCCCAAUAUGAAUAG